Gavialis gangeticus (Gharial) is the source of this 4370-nucleotide messenger RNA. It is a transcript of the gene PLPPR4, whose product is annotated as phospholipid phosphatase related 4. Gene Ontology annotation, molecular function: phosphatidate phosphatase activity. The coding region runs from base 343 to 2502 and encodes 719 amino acids. The transcript is spliced from 7 exons. The record is from RefSeq and is a predicted model, not a curated record. NCBI's taxonomy places the organism in Eukaryota, Metazoa, Chordata, Crocodylia, Gavialidae. Gene Ontology annotation, biological process: phospholipid dephosphorylation; axonogenesis; signal transduction.
CCAUGGAGUAGGUUUCUUGACGUCAAGCCUAUGAAUAUUGUAAGAAGCUUCAGGAUUGUAAGUGCAGUGGGUCUGCUAAUGCAUAGAAAGCAGGACUGUGUGCUAAGCAGGGAAGCCAUUGUAACAGCAUUGGGAGAGGAAAGAAAAUCUCUCACAGAGAAGAGGCUUUGGGCUGCCUGUGCCUGGCACAAGGGGAAUUGCUGCAAAGGGGGAAGCUUCCUGCUGCGCACGCCAGAGGUGCCUGUGGGGAAUGUGACAUCAGCACUAGGAGCCAGGACUGGGGGAGAGAUAAAAACACUCACGCAUCCUGAAAGAAGAGCCCAGCUCACCUCCUGAGCAAGCAUGUCUGCAAAAGAGAGGCAAAAAAGCAAAGUAACCAAGGACAGCGUCACCCUAUUGCCUUGCUUUUAUUUUGUGGAGUUGCCCAUAUUGGCAUCUUCAGUUGUUAGCCUCUAUUUUCUUGAACUCACUGAUGUUUUCAAGCCAGUUCACUCUGGAUUCAACUGCUAUGACAAAAGUCUGAGCAUGCCAUAUAUUGAACCUACACAAGAGGCUGUUCCUUUCCUGAUGCUGCUUAGUUUGGUUUUUGCUGGGCCUUCAAUUACGAUAAUGGUAGGAGAAGGAAUUCUCUAUUGUUGCCUGUCAAAAAGAAGAAAUGGGAUUGGAACAGAGGCCAAUAUUAAUGCAGGAGGCUGCAACUUCAACUCUUUCCUUAGAAGAGCUGUCAGAUUCGUUGGUGUUCAUGUGUUUGGCCUUUGUUCUACUGCUCUCAUUACUGACAUCAUACAGCUAUCAACAGGGUAUCAGGCACCAUAUUUCCUGACCGUAUGCAAGCCUAACUACACAUCCCUAAAUGUAUCUUGCUCAGAAAACUCAUACAUUGUGGAAGAUAUUUGCUCAGGAUCUGAUACCACAAUCAUCAACAAUGGAAGAAAAUCAUUCCCUUCUCAACAUGCCACCCUGGCAGCCUUCGCAGCUGUGUACGUUUCAAUGUACUUCAAUUCCACGUUAACGGACUCCUCUAAACUUCUAAAACCUCUACUGGUCUUUGCUUUUAUUAUCUGUGGAAUUAUAUGCGGCCUGACUCGUAUCACACAGUACAAGAAUCACCCAGUUGAUGUUUAUUGUGGAUUUCUAAUAGGAGGAGGAAUUGCUCUCUAUUUGGGCCUGUAUGCUGUUGGGAAUUUCCUACCAAGUGAAGAGAAUGUGUUUCAUCAGAACCUGCACAGAGAACCAUUAAGGUCUUUAACAGACCUUAGUCAAGAUGCCAACAGAAUUUUACCUGGUAAAAAUGGUGGCAGCAGUGAUGGAAUUUCUUCUCACCACUCUGAGAGUAUCUUGAAUAGAAAUCAUAGAGAUUCUGGAUCCCUAACUAACAUCAAGAGAGCAAAUGCUGAUGUAGAGAUCAUAACUCCACGGAGCCCCAUGGGAAAGGAAAAUAUGGUUACCUUUAGCAACACGUUGCCAAGAGUUAAUACACCAUCACUAGAAGAUCCAGCUCGACGAAAUGCAACAAUUCAUGCAUCAAUGGACUCUGCCCGUUCCAAGCAACUUCUUUCUCAAUGGAAGAACAAGAAUGAAAGUCGAAAGUUGUCUCUACAGGUAAUAGAGACUGACUCUGGACAGUCACCACCAAGAACUAUUGAAAUAAGAUCCAGCUCUGAGCCAUCUAGAGUGGGUGUUAAUGGGGAUCAUCAUGGCCCCACCAGUCAGUACCUAAAAAUUCAGCCUGGUAGUGUGCCUGGUUGUAACAAUACUGGUCUUUCAGGUGGGCCCAGAGUCUCUAUUCAGUCACGUCCAGGGUCUUCACAGCUAGUACAUAUUCCUGAAGAGACACAUGAAAAUAUAAAUACAUCUCCAAAAAGUAGUUCAGCUAGAGCAAAAUGGCUGAAAGCUGCGGAGAAGAGUGUUGCAUGUAGAAGCAAUAGUCAGCCAAGAAUCAUGCAAGUGAUAGCCAUGUCAAAGCAGCAAGGUGUGCUUCAGAGCAGUACUAAGAAUUCAGAGGGUAGCACAGUUACCUGUACUGGAGCCAUCCGGUAUAAAACCUUGACAGAUCAUGAACCAACCGGUAUUGUCAGAGUUGAGGCCCAUCCAGAAAAUAACAGACCGCUGAUUCAGAUGCCAUCAGAAGGUGAAGGGAGUGGAUCAUGGAAAUGGAAAGGUCCUGAGAAAGGCAGCCUUCGGCAAGCAUAUGAGCUCAAUGAUCUCAAUAGGGACUCUGAGAGCAGUGACUCCUUAAAAGACAGUUAUGGGUCAGGUGACAGGAAAAGAAGUAACAUAGAUAACCCUGAGCACCACCAUCAUGGAAUUACCACUAUUAGAGUCACACCAGUUGAAGGAAGUGAAAUUGGCUCUGAGACACUGUCCAUUUCCUCUAGCCGGGACUCUACACUUCGAAGAAAAGGUAACAUCAUUUUAAUCCCUGAACGAGGGUGCAGUCCAGAGAACACCAGAAACAUCUUCUAUAAAGGAACAUCCCCCACAAGAGCAUACAAAGAAUGAAAUCAGAAGUAUCGGCUGAUCCAUACCAUCAAGAAUUAAAUACAUUUUGAUAAAGCUCCUGCUCUAUUUGUUUUUGAGCUGAUGUUAGAAAUAUCCUUGAUGUGCCAAAUUACUGAUCAUCAGCCUGACUCUUUUUUAAUGUUGCUGAUGCGUGGUGUGCAUGAGUCUGUGCAUAUCAUAUAGUGGGGGGAAAAGCACAAUGCAAGAACCUAACUAAUGUGAAGAGCUUUCUUAGAACUUCAGACUCAAAAUAUUUAUCUGAGGGUGAUGAUGUCAAUCAAAAACAAGAGUCUUGAACAGACACUUUAUUUCCUGAAUGUGCCAACUUUUUUAUUUUAUUUAUAUUUACGUCCGAGGACAAAUCGAUUUUUCACAGCAAAGGCUGUAUCAGUGUUGUAUAAUCACCUUUGCAGAGUCUGCACCAAAACUUUAAUACAGGAUGGUGCUGAUUACAACUUUACAUAUUUUGAAAAAUUUAAAUACCUGUUUAAUUCUACAGACACAUGAUGUGUUGGUGUGCAGUUACUUUAAAAGUAAUGUCAAUAAUACUAUGAUGAUGCUGGCUGCAUUCAUUUAGAGUAGGAAAUAUUUACAGCUUUGUUAUAGUGGAUCUGUCACAUUAAAAGAUUGCAAAGGUUUUGUGUAGUUCUUUAAAAUGUCUACUGCAACAAAAAAUAUGUGGGUGACGCUCCAUUAGAAUGGAAUAUCUAUCCAUUUUGAAUAGUUUUGCUGCUGUUACUGCUCAACUUUUGUUUAAGUACAGGUGCUACUAAUGAAGAGGCUGCUUCUUAGUGGGCUAACUUGUAGAACUGUUUUAAAUAUUGUUUUUAAAGGGGUCUUUUAAAAGUACUUACAGUAAUUCUGAUUCUACAUUCUCACAACCUCGCAUUUUGUCUCUCUUCAGAUCUUAUGUGUUUCUGUUCAUUUUUAUUGGAUAAUGCUUGGCACUGAUAAUUGAAUGAUGAAAAAGUGUGACCCACACAAUUCGAAAUUGCCGCUGCCUGAUCAGUUGCCAGCUACUAAGUAAUUAGUGGUCUAGCUUACACUUAGAAGUAGUCGGUCACUUCACUUGCUUAGUUUGGCACAAAUGACCCAUACAUUUCACUCCAGUCACGGUCAUGUGAGUCCUUACUUAUGAUGCUUUGCUUUAAAUUUGGAAUGCCUUGGUAUUAACGGUAUUAGAGAGUGUUACAUUGUGCCACAGCUAUAGCUGAGUUCCCUGAGUCAAACUCAGUAGGAGCCUCCUUUAAGCAUGACUUCUUUUUAGUUAAAGGGGUGGAGUCCUUGUAUCUGAGAGAACGUAAAUUAACUCUUAGGAGUGUUGUUCUUAUCAAGACAUGAAAUUGCCUGUGUUAGAAGGAGUUUCUGAAUGAGCGAACUCAAAAAGGAACAAACAUUGCAUUUCCUAGAUACACAGGAAAUAAAAACACGGAAGGGAUGUGGUUUAGUUAGACCUCCAGUUUUAUUAACUUAACUCAUCUGGGAAUUAUCUGGUAAUAACUUGUCCAGGGCAGGUCAUCGGUUUUUUUUGGCAUUGUUUCUACAUGGUGGAGUGCUGUCAUCAUGCUCCCAUCCCUCAACAUUUAGUCCCAGUUUAUUCCUCUCCCUCUCCUACCUGAGGAUUAGAGGGCUGAGGAAAGAUGUUGUUUGGAUAGACAUUAGUAGUCCCAAACAACAUUCCUCAGCUCCUUCAAAGAAUGCCUUCCACAAAGUCCUGUGCCAGUUUUAGGUACCAGGAAAUGGGACCUCUAAGGAAGAAUAUGGCCUGGACAAGAAGUAUGUGCAAAAUUGCUACAGCUGGGAGCUAGUUCCCUGACCUACCACAAUGAGUCCCUAAACUGCUAUGAAGAAGGGGGGGGGGGGGGGGG